Penaeus indicus is the source of this 3441-nucleotide messenger RNA. Its product is annotated as sentrin-specific protease 1-like. The transcript has 16 exons. NCBI's taxonomy places the organism in Eukaryota, Metazoa, Arthropoda, Malacostraca, Decapoda, Penaeidae. Gene Ontology annotation, cellular component: nucleus. The coding region runs from base 80 to 2266 and encodes 728 amino acids. Gene Ontology annotation, biological process: proteolysis; protein desumoylation. The record is from RefSeq and is a predicted model, not a curated record. Gene Ontology annotation, molecular function: deSUMOylase activity.
CGUGUUGAAAGAAGAGGAUCCUGUUGUUAAGAAACUUUUUUUACUUUUUUCUCCUCUAUGUUCCUCCCUCUUGGCUUAAAUGAUAUCUGCAGUAACUAGCAAGUUGAAGAGCAUCCUAGGAGCCAAUUCUUAUGCGACAGAGAGUCGUAAAAGAACGUUGGAGAGCAGUAAUGAAGACCAAGAAUCCGGAGCCAGCAUGGAUGAGCCAGUUCGGAAGAAGAGCCGUUCUUACGAACAGGUUGAACGUUCUGUGAAGCGAUCAGAUACCUGGUAUAUAGGCAAUUUGCCAAGAAUUGUCUCAGGAAAAGCAGCAAGGGUCUACACCUGGAUCACUUCUUUUGCAACAUUUCCAGCCCCUGCAGUUGAAGAUAGCAUUGAUAAAAUGUUACCCGUGGUCAGGUACAAGCUGAAGGAAGACCGCAGGAUGGGCGGGGAGGACCUGCGCUCAACAAGGGACGCUGGGAGAAAGGAGCGCAACCCCGUGGCUUCCGGCCUUUUCGCAGAGCCCGGUUCUCUGCGGGAUGAGGAGGAGAUUCAGUACCUGGGGAUGACAUCUCGUCUCGCCAACACCAGCGCCCCCACCAAACGGCCAGCACUGGCACGCCGGGGGAUAGACGUGGAGACGCCAGGUGCCCCACCCACUUCCUCAGGCAUCGAUGCCAACUUCCGCUUCAGCCCGAGCAUCACAUCCACUGUGUCAAAGCAAGCCUCAGGGUCAUCCUCGCUGGCAGGCCGCAACAUCCGAGAACCGACAGACUGGUUCACCAAAAACAGCAGGCUUACCUCUAUUGAUCGUAAGUCAAUAUCUAUAACUAAGAACCCAGUUAAGAACCUGCAAGAGCGAUGCUUUGGGGCGAAAAAGAAGAAAACAUCAUUGAAUUCCUCCUUUUUCACACGCACCAAGACUGGCAUUCCUGACAGUUAUCGUUACGAAGACAAAAUGAGGUACCAGCAAUUACUGCAGCAGUUCACAGACAGCCCCAUCUUACCAGAAUCUUACUCUGUGUACAAGGGAUCCUCUAGUGCUUCUGUUGCAUCUGAUAGCCGAUGUGGCAGCCCCCAAGGGUUCAUCACUCGUUCCCGCUUGAAUUCUAAUUGGACGAAUGAGAAGCGGCAGCAGCUUGAGGAAUCGAGCUCCAGUUUUUCUGCCCUGUGUUCAGCCCGCAGGCCAAGGACACAAGAAAGGAGUGAAGACAAGUCACCCAUCAUCACUUUCAUUGAUCUGGUCAAGACAGAGAAUGAAAACAGUAAUCAGAGUACAAGAGAGUCGGAGAGUGACAGUGUGAUCAUCACAGGGGAAGUUAAGAAACCUCCACCCAAGAGCAAUGCCCUUGAAGAGCAUUUGCAAGCAUCACCAGUCUACAGCUUAGACUGGCUGAAGUCAUUCCGUGAAAAAUACGAGAUCAAAGGUAAGACACGAGAAGCAGAAGCAGAACAGGCAGUAAAGACAAAAGAAAUGUUUGAAGAAAAGAGAAAAGCUUUCCAAGCAUCCUUGGAUGAGCGUAUUGCCCGGAGGAUGAGAGAUCUCGAUCUGACCUUCCCAUCAAAGGUUGAAGAACUAGAACCUGAGGAGGAAGAGGAAGAAGAGGAAGAACUUGUUCCUCUGACUGCGGAAAUGGAGGAAGUUAUAGAUGAUGCACUAAGAGGAAGACCACCCGGAGAAGUGCUUGUUGAGAAGUUCAGCAUCCAGAUCACCCGAAAAGAUAUUGCUACUCUGUGUGGCCUCAACUGGUUGAAUGAUGAGGUCAUCAACUUCUACAUGAACCUGUUGGUGGAACGAGGGAAAAAUGAUAAUUACCCGUCUGUUUAUGCCUUCAAUACAUUCUUCUACCCAAAACUGGUGAAGACUGGUUAUUCAACUGUCAGAAGAUGGACCAAAAAGGUUGAUGUCUUCAGUAUGGAUCUCUUGCUUGUGCCAGUGCAUUUGGGGAUGCAUUGGUGCUUGGCCACAAUGGACUUAAGAUCAAAAUCCAUUCGCUACUACGACUCCAUGCUGGGAGACAAUGAGAGAUGUCUAGAGGCACUCAAAAGGUACCUGGAAUCAGAGCACGAGGACAAAAAGAAGGCAAAGUAUGACACUGGCGACUGGACACUGGAGAACAUGAAGGACAUACCACAGCAGAUGAACGGCUCAGACUGCGGGAUGUUUGCAUGCAAGUUUGCGGAGUACUUGUCACGAGAUGCAACCAUCACAUUUGACCAGCAGCACAUGCCCUACUUUAGGCGCAGAAUGAUCUACGAAAUAGUCAAAGCUUCUCUUCUGUAAAAAGAAAGAAGGGAUCUGUUUCUUUCUCUCUUAAUUCUUACUCAUUGCUUCCAUCAUUUCCUUUUUUUAAAUAUUUAUCUCUUGCCUUUUUGUUUUGUUUUUUGUUUUGUUUUUUUCACUUUCUCUUUUUCAAUUUCUUUUCUUAUAUAUUCUUUCUUUCUCUCUUUUUCUCCUUUCUUCCUUUAUUUUUUUCUCUCUCUCUCUCUCUGUCUCUCUGUCUCUCUGUCUCUAACACCAGAGUCCCCAUUAAACAUGUCCAAGUGAUUUUGUUGUUUCCACCCUGCAUGAAGGGGAUAUAACAACCCUUUGCUACCAUCGUUAUAUGCAGGGCGUGUAGCAGCCACCAGUGACAGGGUAGAUUUGAUCUCUUGCUCUUUCCCCUCCUCCUCUCUCUCUCUCUCUCUCUAAUAUGUCCAGUGUAUGUACUCUUAGAUAAGAGACGUUUUAUAUGUUAAUUCACCAAAUAUAAUGUCCUAUUUAUAAGCCCACAAGAGGCAAGUGUUAGAAGAUGGGGGAGAAUGAAAAGUCUUUUGUAGUUAAAGUAAAUUAAUGGGAAGGGAAAUUUUUCCUCUUUUUUUUUUCUUUUUCUUUUUUUUUUUUUUUUUUUUUUUUAGUAUUUUCACUUCUUAAUGGGAAGCGGAAAGAAGAAUAGCUAUGUGUAUAAAGGAAUAUAUAAAUGUAUUUUGAUUAACAAAAAUAGCAAGCUGUGCCUAGUUAGAAGUGAUUUUUGAUCAAAGGAUUGGAAAUCAUGCAUUUAAUCCCCUUCAUUUUUGUUUUUGUAUUAUACCCCUCCCCUCUGCUCUGGGGUCUCCACAUCAUCGCAGAAAACAUACCCCAGUUACCUUGACAGUCCUUAUACAUUUUGAUUGAGUAACGCAAUAAAAAAAAAAGAAGGAAAUGGAUGUGUAGCUGUUCAUCUGGGGUGAAAAUUUUAUUUUCUCUAAUUAAACUUUUUCCCUGCUAGAAGAUAAGUCGAGCAUUAUAUACAUAUGGCAAGCAGACUGUAUAUAGUAUUUACCUGUAAUCCAUAACCUUUCUAAAUAAAGAGGUAUUACAUAGUAAAUGGGCCUUGGUGCUGAACUGCUUGAAAAUUAGCAUAUACCUAUAUACUAUAUAUUAUAGUCUGCCAACACAUGUCAUAAAACUUUUCUAUUGAAUAAAAUUGUGUACUACCA